AUGGCCCGCUGGCGCACCGCGGCGGUGCUGCUCGCCCUCAUGGCCUGCACCAGCCUUGCGGCCGCCCGCAGCUCCAGCGCCCAAAGGGCCCAGAAGCGGCGAGGCCUGGAGGAGAACGAGGGGUGGGUAGACGUGAAGGUGGUCAACCGCUGCAGCGAGCCCGUGGUGUUCAAGGCGGGGUACAACUUCUGGAAGGGGGUGGACGAGGGGCACCCCUGCCCCAACAAGGGCCCCGGCUCCAACGCCGACCUCUCGGUCUGCACCACCGACUGGCUCACCAUCGACGCCAACACCAGCGCCACAUUCAAGGAGCUGCCCGACCUGCUGUGGUGGUUCUCCGCCUUUGUGGAGGACGCCGACCCGGCCGUCUUCAUCUCCAAGCAGUCCGCCGAGGCCUUCCUGGGCGGCGACGACGACUACAACGCGGAGUGCAACACGCCGCAGGAGGGCACCUGCGUGUGGUGGGCCGUGCCCAAGACCCGGAAGGCCGGCACGCGGCUGGUGCUGAGGUGCCCGGAGCUGGACGGCGCCGCGCCGCCGCCCGUCAACGAGACGACGGUGGAGAUGGUGAACAACUGCUCGGUCGCGGUCAAGGUCAAGGCGGCCUACUCGAUGACCGAGGACGACGACGGCGCGGGCUGCGUGAUCAACACGUGGCUGGGCAAGGACAACCACUUGUGUGUGACCGACUGGCAGACGUUGGAGGCGGGGGAGAAGCGCUACCUGGCCGCCACCGCCAGCGACUACUGGACCUACGGCGCGCACAUCGCGGGCGGGUGGCUGGCGGGCCUGGCCGAUACCGGCUACGACCUGGCCAAGCGGGUGCCGGGCGCGUUCCAGGGCAGCAACGAAACCACCGGGUGCCCCGAGGAGGACCCAUACGGCUCGGGAUACGUGUGCGAGUGGUGGGCGCCGACGUAUGACGUCAAGCCCAGCGACUUUGACGCCUCGGUGCCGGUGAGCAUCACCUGCGACGACUACACGCCGCCCAACUGA
This is a messenger RNA of Chlorella variabilis, 996 nucleotides long. Its product is annotated as expressed protein. The coding region runs from base 1 to 996 and encodes 331 amino acids. The transcript has 7 exons. Lineage: Eukaryota; Viridiplantae; Chlorophyta; Trebouxiophyceae; Chlorellales; Chlorellaceae. The record is from RefSeq and is a predicted model, not a curated record.